AUGCUGCCUGACGCCUACGGGUGCGUUGUGGCGAACAGGUUUGGAAAUCUUCUGGACGACGAGGCUGACCCGUUCGACCUAAUCAACAAAGUGGAAACGGAGAAGGAGAAAAAAAAGAAGAAGAAAAAGCAAAACGAUGAUAAGAAUGUAAAGCAGAAAAAACCCGGCCAGAAGGAAUCCCAGAAGGACAGACGUGUUCCCAUCACGUCGGAUGCUGUAGACUCUGCUCCAGGUAAAGCUAGACAGCUUGGCCGCAGCAUCGCUACACACCCCACAUUUCGUAAGCAGCAGGCCCAUGCUGGACCGGUGAACGAGAGUGGAGACGGCAGUGAGGAGGCCCGGAGAGGCACCAGGGUGGCAGCUUUCAGGGAGCGUAGGGCUAACCAAGAGGAGUACCCUAAGGAGUUUCCCAUUUCUAAGCCCUCCUAUAAUCCAGACUCUGACCAAAGAGGCAGGGGAGGGACAAGAGGAAGGAGAGGAGCACGAGGAGGAGGAUACGUUAGGAACCCAGACAACUUUAAUCUGAGGGGCAAAAGAGAAUAUGAUCGUCACAAUGGAACCGGUAUUUCCCCUGAGGAGAAGCGUGGAGGCAGAGGACCCUGGAAUUGGGGCUGCGUUGACGAAGCUGCAAGUGAAUUAAUGGAGGUGACAUCUGAUUCUCCGGGCAAAUCAGAGGAACCGCAAGUACCAGCGGAGCAAGAGAAUCAGAAUCUAGCAACCGAAGAGGAGGACGGAGAAAUGGUGGUCCAGCUUGCCAUGGAGAUGACCCUUGAUGAGUGGAAGGCCCUGCAGGAGACAAGUCGUCCCAAGGCAGAGUUUAAUAUCCGCAAAGCAGAGAACAAGAUUCCCUCCAAAGCCAAGGUCAUCCACCAGUCAAAGCGCAUUGAGAGCGUCAAGGAGCCUAUAGAGGACAUAGAGGAUGAGGGCAAUUUCCUCCGCCGGUCUGUGAAUGACAUCACCUCCCUCCUUGACAUCAAUUUUGGGAGUCUUGGGCGCCCUAGCCGAGGGGGUCGAGGAAGGGGUGCACGAGGUGGUCCGAGCACUCGCCCAGAGAGACCCAAACCCAUACUGGAGAGGGGAGAUGAACUAGCUCCUGACCCUGAUGACCCAGAAGACUUCCCAGCACUAUCAGCAGGAAGAUAACAGAGUUCACUUGUCUUCAUUUAGCUCCUGUGGGGAAAAU
Molecule: messenger RNA, 1183 nt
Organism: Scomber scombrus (Atlantic mackerel)
Lineage: Eukaryota; Metazoa; Chordata; Actinopteri; Scombriformes; Scombridae
Product: intracellular hyaluronan-binding protein 4-like
Exons: 9
Coding region: 1-1143 (380 amino acids)
Biological process (GO): positive regulation of RNA splicing; positive regulation of translational initiation
Cellular component (GO): cytoplasm; nucleus
Molecular function (GO): RNA binding
Source: RefSeq, a predicted model, not a curated record